Messenger RNA from Octopus bimaculoides (California two-spot octopus), 2249 nucleotides. RefSeq lists its product as uncharacterized. The record is from RefSeq and is a predicted model, not a curated record. Lineage: Eukaryota; Metazoa; Mollusca; Cephalopoda; Octopoda; Octopodidae. Gene Ontology annotation, biological process: proteolysis. Gene Ontology annotation, molecular function: metalloendopeptidase activity.
UUCUGCUGACUACAUAAAUAAGAGUCAGAAACAAAUGAUGUAAACCUUGAGAUGGUUUUUGGAUAGAGCAUAAUAUUUGUGAAUAUUUUGCAACCAUGAGGAAUUUGUUGGUUAUAUUUUAUUCGUGGCAACUCCUAUUUGGCAGUUUGUCACUGAUAAAGACAUCUGAUGCGGCUCGUCGUGUUGAUGCUCAUGAAAGAGCAAGGAGAAUGAUUUAUCUUCCUUCAUCUCCAUUUCAUCGGCGUCAUUUAGAUAAAACUGAAGUAACAGUCAGAGAUCUUCUUGGUUUGAAGGAGUAUGAAGAAGUUGAAGAGUCAAACCGUAUCAAAACAGCUGAAGGCACAGAAAUUUUACGCUUACAAGAGAAGUUCUUGGGUGUUCCUGUUUUUGAUGCUUCGUUAACCGUUACACAAGAUAAAGAUGGACAUUUGACUGGUGAUGCAACAGGAACGUUUAUUCAAGGAAUUGAAGAUGAUAUCACAAAUGCAGAACCAAAGCUUUCAAAAUUAGAUGUCUUCGAUAUAGCUUUUAAAGCAGAAGGAGAUGAAAUUUAUGCAAAGAGCAUCCAGCCAGAAUACAAAAUUAUGAUUUUCCUGGAUGAAAAUGACAAAUCUCGACUAGCAUACCAUAUAAAUUAUCGAAUAGAAAAUGAAGAAGUUAUUAAACGACCUACAUUUGUUAUUGAUGGUAACACUGGAGAAAUACUGCUGAAAUAUAAUAAUUUAGAUACCAUUUCCAGAGUACUGACUGGUUCUGGUGGUAAUGAAAAAUCAGGAAUAUACAAAUUUAGUGAGAAAAAUCACAAAGCUUUUGUGACUCAGAUUGGUGAAAUGUGUUUUCUUGAAAAUAAUUAUGUAAAAGUAAUAGACAUGCAAAACAGGUACAGUGAAGAUUUUCAUGGCACAGAUCCUAUCUAUUAUCUUUGUGAUGUUGGUUUUAAUGACAGUGUUAAUACGGCCAUAUCACCAGCACUUGAUGCCUUCUAUUAUGGUAGCAUGAUAUCUCAGAUGUUUCAGGAAUGGUUUAAUUCUUCAAUACUAAACAAACAAGCAAUCUUGCGUGUUCAUUAUGGGAUAGAUUAUGAAAACGCAUUUUGGGAUGGGGAAUAUUGCUCAUUUGGUGAUGGCGAUACAAACGUUUAUCCUCUUGUAGUUGCAGAUGUAAUUGGACAUGAACUUGCUCAUGGCUUCACAGAACAACACUCUGGAUUGCUUUACAAAGACCAGUCUGGAUCCAUAAAUGAGGCGUUUUCUGAUAUAACAGGAGAAGUCACUGAAGCUUAUAUGAGUGAGAUUGACUGGUUUGUUGGCUUCGAUGUCAUUAAAGAAGAGGGUGCAUUGAGAUACAUGGCAAACCCCUCCUUAGACAAUGAAUCUGUAAGUCAUGUUGAUAAUUUCACUGCAAAUAUGAACGUUCAUUAUGGAAGUGGGAUUUAUAAUUUUAUUUUUUACUACAUUGUACAUGAAUUAAAAAUGGAUAUAAAAGAAACUUACCAAGUUUUCCUCAUUGCCAAUACAAUAUAUUGGCACUAUUAUACAGACUUCAUUUCUGGGGCUUGUGAUAUGUUGAAGGUUGCCUAUGACCUUGGCAAAGAUCUAACCCCUUUUAUUAAAGCUUUUGAAGUUACAGGAAUUAAACCAUGUGAUCUAGAGAAACAUAUUCAAAGAUUGUCAUUUGGCAAAACAAUCUCAGGUAUUAGAGUGUCAGUUGAAGCAAACCCAGUCUUUGAUUUUAUUUAUCCAAAGCUAGUUGGGAAUAUUACAAUUAUCGCCACUGGUAUGUGUGGCAAAGUUCAUAUUAAGUUAUCAAAGUACAAUAUGCUAACAGAGGGAGAUGGUUUGGAUCCAGAUACAUUGUUAGCUGAAGGCACAUCAGAAGUGACUGUAAGAAAUCUUGAAGGACCUAAAUUUUUUAUCAAAUUGUCUCCGGAAUCUAGAGAAAAUUUAGAAAAUGUUACACUGCAUGCUACUUAUGCUUGUGAUCCUUAUUUUGUUGCUGAGACAUAUGAGGAUUAUGAGUUACAAGAGCUUAUGUGUGAUGAGGAUUCAGAAGAUUAAAAGUAUAAUCAGAUUAUAUUAACUACUGAUUUCAAUAAUAAAUAAUAUGUCCAAUAAUUUACAAUUUAAUCAAUAAAUAUUUGAUAAUUGCUUGCAUUUUUAGAUAACUAUAAUCUUACUUUAUUGUGGAUGUUUAACUGAAAACACAAAUGGAUAAUAUAAAUAAACAUAAUAUGAAUCUCAACAAUUUCA